AUGGUCCGCAAGGUGCUGUUGGUUCUUUCUUGCGUGGUUUGGUUGGCGCUAGCAGUACAGACCGCACCAGCUCCGGUCUCAAGCGACGACAGCAGCAGCAGCAGCAGCAGCAGCAGUGCCGGGAGCGUACAAACCAGACUGACCGGAGACGAAAGUGAUCUGGAAGGGGCCGAAAGUGCCUAUCACGGUUUCGGUGGUGGCGGUUUUGGCCACGGAUUCGGUUUCCAAAAGUUCGGCGGCUUCGGUGGAUUUGGCCACCCGCACGGUUUCGGAGGUGGUGGUUUCGGUCAUGGGUUCGGUGUUGGGCACGGGUUCGGUGGCGGCGGAUUCAUUAUCGGCGGUGGCUUCAUCAAGGGCGGUGGAUUCUAUGGCAAGCGGAGGCGAUGA
Messenger RNA from Anopheles darlingi, 387 nucleotides. RefSeq names its product keratin-associated protein 19-2-like. Bases 1 to 387 code for a protein of 128 amino acids. NCBI's taxonomy places the organism in Eukaryota, Metazoa, Arthropoda, Insecta, Diptera, Culicidae. The transcript has 2 exons. The record is from RefSeq and is a predicted model, not a curated record.